AUGUGCAAGCUCCUGGUGCUGGAAAAGGCGUGCAGCAGCCAAGAGUGCGGCAACAGCUACCGCGACAGCAGGAUCGACCUGUGCCAGGAGGCCUUGGACCUCGUGGGCAUGCCCGACCUGUGCGACCCGCCGCAGGACGACGCGCUGGCCCACCGGCUGCGCAUGGGGGGCCACGAGGUCGUCGAGCUGAGGGACGAGAGCGUGCCUCUACACUGCAACCGUUGCCUCGUCAUGAGCGGGCUGAGAAAGUCGCGCGUGCCUGCGUGUGGCUCUCGUUAG
Hirsutella rhossiliensis is the source of this 279-nucleotide messenger RNA. RefSeq lists its product as uncharacterized. The record is from RefSeq and is a predicted model, not a curated record. Lineage: Eukaryota; Fungi; Ascomycota; Sordariomycetes; Hypocreales; Ophiocordycipitaceae. The transcript has a single exon. Bases 1 to 279 code for a protein of 92 amino acids.